This is a messenger RNA of Debaryomyces fabryi, 768 nucleotides long. RefSeq lists its product as uncharacterized. The record is from RefSeq and is a predicted model, not a curated record. The coding region runs from base 1 to 768 and encodes 255 amino acids. The transcript has a single exon. Gene Ontology annotation, cellular component: ascospore wall; prospore membrane; lipid droplet. NCBI's taxonomy places the organism in Eukaryota, Fungi, Ascomycota, Pichiomycetes, Serinales, Debaryomycetaceae.
AUGGCCAUGUAUCUUAUGUUCUACCCUGUUCAAGCAUUUUUUGCAGUUGUUUUCUACGGACCUGCCGGGUUUGUUAGUACAUGGUUUACCGUUCUUCAACAAUCAGGGUUGGUUUCAACGUUCCUAGUGACUUUCUUGUUAAUGCCAGAGAUCCAAAAAGUUGCCUUUGAUGCUGUUUUAUGUAAAGAGUGUGCAGAUGAUGUUGUUUUGAUUGGCAAGUUACGUAGAGUAGCCAACGUACCAUUUUUGGUCCGAUGGGGUAGAAUGAUCUGGGCGUUACCUAAUAUGCUAAUAUUACCAUUUACUUUUAUUAGAGCCAUCAUAAUGUUUCUAAUUAACUCAAUUCCUGUAAUUGGACCUAUUUUGGUAGUUGUGAUUCAGGCCCCAACGAACGGACUUCGGGCACAUGCUAGGUACUUCACGCUAAAAGGCUACGAUAAGAAACAAAUUAAGCAGAUCUAUAAAAAGAAUAGAGGUCAAUAUUUGGGAUAUGGUAUUGUAGCCAAUUUCCUUGAAACUAUUCCUCUUUUCAGCGUGCUCUUUAUGUUUACCAACACAAUUGGAGCUGCAUUGUGGGUGAUUGACAUCGAACAAAAUCUAAAGCAGUUAUCGCAAGACAAGAUCACAGACGCACCAGAGGAAUUGGAUAUAGACGCAUACCCUAUAGAAGAUAUCGGUGAAAAAGAAGCAACAGAAGAUACUCAAAAUGAGUACACUACAGAGCUAAAACAUAUCUCUAGUCACGUACCUAGUAAUGAAGUUAAAUAA